This is a messenger RNA of Cuscuta campestris, 1806 nucleotides long. NCBI's taxonomy places the organism in Eukaryota, Viridiplantae, Streptophyta, Magnoliopsida, Solanales, Convolvulaceae. The record is from the annotation of a GenBank genome assembly.
GUGUGGGCCGAGUAGAAGCACGUUUGGAAAAAUUGCAGCGACGGGUAGACCGGGACGAGAAGAAGAAAGUCUUGCUGAAUGAAUCUCCGUUGACUGACCGGGUGCACGAAACCCCAUUCCCAAAAAAGGCAAAGCUGGAAGUCCCAAAAUUCACUGGCAAAGAAGACCCGGAAAUACACGUCAAAACCCUCCACCAAAGUGGGAGAAUGAUGGGUCUUUCCGGAGACGAAAAGUGCUUGCUUUUCUUCCAAACCCUCUACGGCCGAGCCGCCGAGUGGUUUCACAACCUCCUGGCCGGUGAAAUUGAUUCUCUCGAUGAACUGCCCGAGAUGUUCCAGGAAAAGUUUAAGGAGAAUUGUACCAAGAAGAAAAAAUUCACCUACUUGAGUACAGCUGGGCAGAGGGAACACGAGGACCUAACCAAGUUCCUCACGCGGUGGAAGGAUGAGGUUGACAAGGUGGAGGAGAUGGACAAUAAAACUGCAAUGUCCCUCCUGGUCUCUGGGCUUCGUUCCGGAGAAUUGUAUAAGGAAUUCUACCGGAGACCUCCUCAGUGUUACCAAGAGGCUUACAACACGGCCUGGGAUUAUGCUGACGCUGAAGCACAUGUGUCUUCCAAAAGGGAAGCCGAGCAGGGCCACCCCAAAGCAAGGAUUUCCUUGAAAAAUGAAAUCAAACUGCCCGGCAGGGUAAAAGCAGAAGUGAUGGAGGGAGUAAUAAAGCAGAUGAUCGAGGCCGGGGAGCUCGACCAAGAGUACCUUGCCCAGGCAAAACAGAAAAAGAACCAACGGAUCCGACCCGAAGGUCAACCGGCCGAACAGAACAAAAAAAAGAAAGCACCCGGUAAAGAGCACUUACAUGUGAUCUAUGGCGGAUCGGAAGGAGGAGAUUCCGCUUCACAAAGAAAGAAGUGGGGGCGGGAGCUCUACGUUGGUAUAGUUGCCCUGGGUCCCCGGCCAAAGCAAACCAGAAGGGAGCCGAUCACUUUCACGGACCGAGAUCUUCCCGCCACUGGGGAAGACCACAAUGACCCUUUGGUUAUAACCAUGAAUAUGGGUGGAGUUGAUGUUUCCCGGGUACUCGUUGACACGGGCAGUAGUGUCAAUGUUUUGUACUUGGAAACCUUUGAGAAACUCAAGCUGUGUCGGACACGGUUCAUUGCAUAUUUGGCCAGUUUUGGGAUCAAACACAACAAGGCGUCAGUAACAUAUCCUCAAGGAAAUGGCCAAGUUGAGAAUGCUAACCGGACGAUAGUGGACGAGCUGAAGAAGAGAUUGGGAGAAGAAGGGCGCAAAUGGUUGGAAACACUACCCCAUACAAUCUGGGCACACAGGGUAACGUCAAGAAGAGCAACCGGGGAGACGCCAUUCAUGCUCACUUAUGGGUGUGAAGCCCGGUUGCCAAUCGAGGCAGAGUUCCCAACGUUUAGAGAGACCGUGUAUCAACCCGGCCAGAACGAGGCCGACCACUUAGCUGAAUUGAAUCUGGUGGAAGAAUGGAGAACGAUGGUAGCCGUCAGAAUGGCCGGCUAUCAGCAGUCAGUGAAGCGAUAUCAUGACAACCGGGUGGGUCCACGUUACUUCCAGGUGCAUGAUGAAGUCUUGCGAAGAAGGGAUGCUAGUAAACCCAACGAAAGAGGCAAGCUAGUCCGCAACUAAGAAGGACCAUAUCGCAUAAGGGUGAUCAUCCGACCGGGCACUUACCAUGGAGGUUGGACGAGUCGAUCGACAUUGGAACUCUCAUCACUUGCGUAAAUUUUUUAGAUAGAGUGUAAUGAGUUCCCGGUCAUAAAUAAACUUUGUCUUG